Molecule: messenger RNA, 2492 nt
Organism: Lagenorhynchus albirostris (white-beaked dolphin)
Lineage: Eukaryota; Metazoa; Chordata; Mammalia; Artiodactyla; Delphinidae
Gene: TRIM9
Product: tripartite motif containing 9
Exons: 13
Coding region: 105-2492 (795 amino acids)
Molecular function (GO): zinc ion binding; protein binding
Source: RefSeq, a predicted model, not a curated record
CCGCCGCUGCUGGCCAAGGUGCUGGACACGACAGGCCGGCCGGCCACCUCGUCAGUUCAGGAUCCAGUUGCAGCCGCCGCUGCUUCGCUCCCAGCAAGGUCCCCAUGGAAGAGAUGGAAGAAGAGUUAAAAUGCCCCGUGUGCGGCUCCUUCUAUCGGGAGCCCAUCAUCCUGCCCUGCUCUCAUAAUAUAUGUCAGGCGUGCGCCCGCAACAUCCUGGUGCAGACCCCGGAGUCGGAGUCGCCCCAGAGCCGACGGGCCUCGGGCUCCGGGGUCUCCGACUAUGACUAUCUGGACCUUGACAAGAUGAGCCUGUACAGCGAGGCGGACAGCGGCUAUGGCUCCUACGGGGGGUUCGCCAGCGCUCCCACUACCCCGUGCCAGAAGUCCCCCAACGGCGUACGUGUGUUCCCCCCGGCUAUGCCGCCACCGGCCACACACCUGUCACCGGCCUUGGCCUCGGUGCCCCGCAACUCCUGUAUCACCUGCCCCCAGUGCCACCGCAGCCUCAUCCUGGAUGACCGGGGUCUCCGCGGCUUCCCCAAGAACCGCGUCCUGGAAGGGGUAAUUGACCGCUACCAGCAGAGCAAAGCGGCGGCCCUUAAGUGCCAGCUUUGCGAGAAGGCACCCAAGGAGGCCACCGUCAUGUGCGAACAGUGCGAUGUCUUCUACUGUGAUCCGUGCCGCCUGCGUUGCCACCCGCCCCGGGGGCCCCUAGCCAAGCACCGCCUGGUGCCCCCGGCCCAGGGCCGCGUGAGCCGGCGGCUGAGCCCGAGAAAGGUCUCCACCUGCACAGACCACGAGCUGGAGAACCACAGCAUGUACUGCGUGCAGUGCAAGAUGCCCGUGUGCUACCAGUGCUUGGAGGAAGGCAAACACUCCAGCCACGAAGUCAAGGCUCUGGGAGCCAUGUGGAAACUGCACAAGAGCCAGCUUUCCCAGGCACUGAACGGGCUGUCGGACAGGGCCAAGGAAGCCAAGGAGUUCCUGGUGCAGCUGCGCAACAUGGUCCAGCAGAUCCAGGAGAACAGUGUGGAGUUCGAGGCCUGCCUGGUAGCUCAGUGUGACGCCCUCAUUGACGCCCUCAACAGGAGGAAAGCCCAGCUGCUCGCCCGUGUCAACAAGGAGCACGAGCACAAGCUAAAGGUGGUUCGAGAUCAGAUCUCUCACUGCACAGUGAAGUUGCGCCAGACCACGGGUCUCAUGGAGUACUGCCUGGAGGUGAUUAAGGAAAAUGAUCCUAGUGGCUUUUUGCAGAUUUCUGACGCCCUCAUAAGGAGAGUGCACCUGACUGAGGAUCAGUGGGGGAAAGGCACACUCACUCCCAGGAUGACCACGGACUUCGACUUGAGUCUGGACAACAGCCCUCUGCUGCAGUCUAUCCACCAGCUCGACUUUGUGCAGAUGAAAACUUCCUCUCCAGUCCCAGCGACUCCCAUCUUACAGCUGGAGGAGUGCUGCACCCACAACAACAGCGCUACGCUGUCCUGGAAACAGCCGCCCCUGUCCACGGUGCCCGCCGAAGGAUACAUUCUGGAGCUGGAUGACGGCAAUGGUGGUCAGUUCCGGGAAGUGUAUGUUGGAAAGGAGACCAUGUGCACCGUGGAUGGUCUUCACUUCAACAGCACAUACAAUGCUCGCAUCAAGGCCUUCAACAAAACAGGAGUCAGCCAGUACAGCAAGACCCUGGUCCUCCAGACGUCCGAGGACACAGAUUCAGAAGAACAGACAGUCCCUUUUCCAGUGCCUUCGGAAAGAUUGCCGCUCCGUAGAAUGAGUCCUUUCUCCUCCACCCUUAAUCUACAGCCCAGCUUCCCCAGGAGAUCCUACUUUGAUUUCCGAUCCUCACCCCAUCAGCUGAGCUUGCAUUCCUCUUUACAGUCUCUCAAUGCACCUGGAUGCAAUUUUGAGACACAAUCUGCACCUUACUCUCAAUUAGUUGAUAUUAAAAAGCUGUUGGCAGUGGCCUGGUUUGCUUUUGACCCUGGCUCGGCGCACUCUGACAUCAUCUUCUCCAAUGACAACCUGACUGUGACCUGCAGUAGCUACGAUGACCGGGUGGUGCUGGGGAAGACUGGCUUCUCCAAGGGUGUCCAUUACUGGGAGCUCACGGUGGAUCGCUAUGACAACCACCCAGACCCUGCCUUUGGUGUGGCUCGCAACAACGUGAUGAAGGAUGUGAUGUUAGGAAAGGACGACAAAGCCUGGGCAAUGUAUGUGGACAACAACCGGAGCUGGUUCAUGCACAACAACUCGCACACCAACAGAACUGAGGGAGGGAUCACAAAGGGGGCCACGAUCGGGGUCCUCCUAGACUUAAAUAGAAAAACCUUGACAUUUUUUAUCAACGACGAGCAGCAAGGUCCCAUCGCGUUUGAGAACGUGGAAGGGCUGUUCUUCCCGGCAGUCAGCCUGAACAGGAACGUGCAGGUCACGCUCCACACGGGGAUCCCAGUCCCCGACUGCUACUCCAGCAGAGCAUCAAUAGCCUAA